CACACGACUAGGACUGUCUGGUUUAUAUACCUCCACUAGCCAUUGACGAAAUCACUUGAAAGACAUGUGCUACACAUACGUAUUACUGUUCAUUAAUGCUAUUGUUGUAGCAUUGAUGGCUAUGUACGUAUAUGAAAAUGAAAGAAGAAAGGUGGAAAUUUCAGCCAAGCAAGAUCGAACAGUAGAUACCUGCACAUCUCCAUACGAGAGGAUAGGAGAUGGAUGUUACCUAAUUAUCAACUACAAAGUGUCUGGGGAUGCUGCAUUUGCACUUUGUACAGAACGUGGUGCAUACUUGGCAAAUUUUGAAACACUUGAGGAAGCUAUGACAAUGAAGUUAAAAUUACAACGUAUGAACACAGGGUUACAUUACUACGUUGGUGGUCGUAACAUAAAUCAUUAUAUACCUAUUGGAGAUUGGAGAUGGAUCAAGAACGGAAAGAUGCACAACUUUACAUACUAUGCAUUUGAUGCUGGUCAACCAAAUGGGAACAGUAAACUACCCCAGGACUGCAUGUUCUUCUAUGCUGCCGUUAGCUACAAAUUCCAUGAUGUUCCCUGUGACUUCAAAGAUUUAUUCGGUGGUUACAUUUGUGAACAAUGA
Molecule: messenger RNA, 604 nt
Organism: Mytilus trossulus (common blue mussel)
Lineage: Eukaryota; Metazoa; Mollusca; Bivalvia; Mytilida; Mytilidae
Exons: 4
Coding region: 65-604 (179 amino acids)
Source: RefSeq, a predicted model, not a curated record